AUGGAACUGGUCCCGCUGGUUUCCUCAGCCAUGUCGAGCAAAGACACCGAGCUCGAAGUCAGGUUCGGCCUAGGAGACAUCAGCACGCGAGAAUUUCCCAACGGAGUCAGCGAGCAGGCCUUCUACAACCUCCAGCAGAUCCUCCACAGGAGCCAUCAAAAGGGGAAUGUACAGCUGCAAGGAGAAGGGUGGCAGAGGAUAAGAGACCUUCACUUCUGCAACAACAUCCGGUCGACGUACCACGAGAACGGGGAAAGAGAGACAGUGUUCAAGCGGCUGCUCCAGAGGUCGGACAUGGUGGGUCACAACCUGAACAACGUGCCGGGCUCCUCGAAAGUUUGCCACCUUCGUUUCUCGUGGAAAGCGGAACAACCUGUAAUGGAUGGAGUGACAGACACUGGGCCUCUGGAAGGCGUCAGGGAGAAGAGGAGGAUUUCAUAUGUUUACAAGAUGUGA
This is a messenger RNA of Guillardia theta CCMP2712, 456 nucleotides long. RefSeq lists its product as hypothetical. The transcript is spliced from 7 exons. The record is from RefSeq and is a predicted model, not a curated record. Lineage: Eukaryota; Cryptophyceae; Pyrenomonadales; Geminigeraceae. The coding region runs from base 1 to 456 and encodes 151 amino acids.